This is a messenger RNA of Cadophora gregata, 3228 nucleotides long. RefSeq lists its product as uncharacterized. Bases 1 to 3228 code for a protein of 1075 amino acids. NCBI's taxonomy places the organism in Eukaryota, Fungi, Ascomycota, Leotiomycetes, Helotiales, Ploettnerulaceae. The record is from RefSeq and is a predicted model, not a curated record. The transcript has 13 exons. Gene Ontology annotation, cellular component: cytoplasm. Gene Ontology annotation, molecular function: glycerophospholipase activity; metal ion binding.
AUGGACGCCGCCCUGUACUUCGUGUCUCGCUACGCCAUUGCAAUCUAUCUCCUUUCUCCAACACAAACCGUCAAGUUGGCCGAAUACCUGAGAAGCCUUGCGCAGCAAGCGAAGAACUUACCUAAGUAUUUACCGGCAGGUGUUUUCAGAGCUGCUUCCUCCCUCGAUUGGACGCGUAAGGCGGACGUGGCCAGUCGCUUUGACCGCGGAGGCAGCAAGCUGGAGCCCAUGGCCGAAAACAGGCCUGAGAAGCCGGAGAAGUCCUACCUGUCCACAGCCGUCGACUCGAUCUCCCCAUGGGGUGGCUCUCGCUCCUCUACGCCCAAACCUACAUCUGCCGCUGUUCUCGGAAAAGGCUCCGGGUUCAAGCAUCAACGGGGAGGAGACCACACAAUACAGAACUGGCACGGAUUCAGCUCGAAGAGAUACCCACCCGACUGCCCUGCGUUGAAUACUAGGUGGUUUCAUGCUGUAGAUAUACCCAAGAGAAAACCGAAGCUGUUAAAGAAUACUGAAGAAAACGCAAAGCCACCAGGGGUGCCAAAGAAAUUUGUCCCAUUUUCUCUUCACGAUAGUCGUUCGAUCGAAACCGUAUAUCAGAAACUUGCAGACGAAUACGAUGAUCCUAUUAGAGAUGCACGCCAGAAGGCGGAUGAUUAUGCCAGUGGCAUGUCAACAUCGGCUUCUGGCAAGAAACCAAAUACAAGCAUAGAUGAGGCAGGACAGGAUACAAAUGCUGGUGGUAAAAUCAGGGUACCAGUUCAGGAAGAUUUCUUGUUCGAUGUGGACAUCGAGCAACGAGAACUGAGUCCGUUGUACUGGCUUGGGCCGAUCUACGAGGUCCGUCGUGGCUCAUGGUUCUACCAAGAAGGCUCAACACUGCGGCCUUGUGAAGAAAACUUAGCCUUUCAAUUGGAAGAAGGGUAUUUGAAGAUUAUGCCAUUUCGGUACGCAAAGGCUCCAGAGAAACCGAAUACCAGGACAGGAGAAGAGCCCAGAUCUCUGGCGCUUUCCGGGGCAUUCAGCCGGAAUCGUGCUGGAUCUGGCGAGGUUACCCCCAAGGCUUCUGCCGAGAAUCUAAGGGCCGCCAAUCAACAAGCGCUUGACGAUGAUGCUCAUAACAGGAUGAAAGAUGUUCCUCCACUGAACGCUCAACAGCCACAGAGUUAUCGUCUUUUCGGAACGUAUAUGAACUCAAUUGUAACCUACCAAGACUCAACAGUAGCAUGGCUGUCGGUGGACUCCAUUAUGUCAAGAGUUAGUAGCAGUGUAUACGAGCGAUUCGCAGGUGGAGCAUAUCUGUCUGGCAUCAAGCUGGUUCGUGGCUAUUCCGAAGGAAAGAAGGAAGACAAAACACCGAAUACGCCGACUAGUGCUGCAAUCAAUGGUUCGAAUAUACCCCCGGAGCUGCAAAUCGAUGCCAAGCAGCAGAAGUUGCUCAAGAGGCGCUCAGCUCCUCCGAGUACGAGCCGUCACGAGGCAGAAGGAAUCGAAGAAUCCACGAUUGCUGCUUUAUCUGGAGGAGUCGACACGGAUAUGGAGGCAGAGGCUGUCAGAAAGCGGGAUGAAAAAGAAAUACAGAACGACUACAAUGGACGAGAUGGCGAGAAUCAAGGAAGAGAGAUUGACCAUCUAAUUCUGGUCACACAUGGGAUCGGCCAAAGACUAGGCAUGAGAACAGAAUCUGUCAACUUCGUUCAUGAUGUGAACGUCUUGCGAAAGACCUUAAAAAACGUUUACGGGAGUAGUGCCGAUCUACAAGCACUCAAUUCCGAGAUUGACAAGCUUCCCAAGAACUGUCGGAUUCAGGUACUUCCCGUUUGUUGGCGCCAUCUCUUGGAUUUCCCAAGGAAGGGUGUCCGACAGAACCGGAGAGAACACGACCUCGGUGAUGCCUAUGGAGACGAGGAGGAGUAUCCGAGCUUAGAAGACAUCACAGUAGAGGGGGUGCCUUUUGUUCGUUCCCUCAUCACUGACCUAGCUCUCGAUAUCUUGCUCUAUCAGAGUGCAUAUCGCGAGCAUAUCACUCAGCUGGUGACAGCAGAGUCAAAUCGAGUGUACGACCUCUUCCUUGAACGCAACCCUACUUUCAGUGGCAAAGUAAGCCUAAUAGGCCAUUCGCUCGGCUCUGCUAUCUUCUUCGAUAUUUUAUGCCGGCAAAAAGAAGCGGCACUGAAUACUGGCAGUCGCCACAAAGGCCGGGAUCAUCCCAGCAGCAAAUCACAGGUUAAAGAUCUUAACCUUAAGUUCCUGGUUGAGGACUUCUACUGCCUCGGAUCUCCGAUUGGACUUUUUCAGAUGCUUAAAGGAAGAAGCAUUCUUGGACGCCAUCAGAGGGAGGAUGCAGUCCCUGCCGAAUCACCAAUGGAUCCAGAAGAUAUGCAAGACCCUUUUCUUGGCUUCGCUUCUGGUGAGAAUAUAUCAUCUGUUACUGGCCUGCCACUCAUAGUAUCAUCACCAAAAGCUAGUCAGCUAUAUAACAUCUUUCAUCCAAGCGAUCCGAUUGCUUACAGGCUAGAACCCCUCAUUGCUCCUGCCAUGUCUUCUCUCAAACCUCAAUUGCUACCAUAUACCAAGAAAACAAUUUCUGCCAGUGUUAGUGGAAUAGGUGCUAAAGUGGGCCAAAGUGUAAGCGGGCUCUGGACCAGCUUGAGCUCAGGUAUAGCCAGCAGUCUCCUGAACAGGAGCCUAGGGCUUACGAGCGAUGAUGUAGCCCGCAUGGAGGCUCCAACACCCCAGCGCGGCGCAGCCAAUCCUCUCGGUGCUGGAACGAACAUCUCAACCGGUGGCGUAAUCUCUCAUGAUGUGCCUGUACCUAGUCUCCCAAGAGAAAGCGCCAAUGAGAAGAAGAAGGUGCUUGCUCAGGAGACACAAGCUGCGGACAGAGAAGGGACUGGCGCCAACGCUCCCACUUUGAUUGAUGACGAGAUCGAGACGCUCUACGCAGGCUUUCAAAAGAGGAGAGAAAGUACAAGUGAUGCGGCAGAGGACUAUUCUGAGGCUGAGACAAGGGGGCGGAAGUUGAGAAGGGAGGAAGCUAAAGUUAGAGCACUGAAUUCGAAUGGCAGGGUUGAUUAUAGCAUUCAGGAGAGUGUUCUCGAUUUCAAUCCAAUGAAUACUAUCGCAAGCCAUCUUGCUUAUUGGGCCGAUGAAGAUGUCUCUCAUUUCAUGAUGAGCCAGUUGCUAUCGAGACAUCGCAACGCUCGGACAGGUCAAGGAAGCAAAUAG